CGCUUCCAAGGCGGGCUCCGAAGCUCAAUGGUUGCUGGGCGGGGCCGUGACGUCCUUGGCGUGGCUGCAGGGGAGGCCGCGGCGGGGAAAAUGGCGGACGGAAAGGCGGGAGAGGAGAAACCUGAAAAGCCGCAGCGAGCUGGAGCCGCCGGAGGACCUGAAGAAGAAGCAGAAAAACCUGUGAAAACUAAGACUGUUUCUUCCAGUAAUGGAGGGGAAAAUUCCAGUCGCAGCGCUGAGAAGCGAUCAGCUGAAGAAGAAGCUGCAGACCUCCCAACAAAGCCUACAAAGAUCUCCAAGUUUGGAUUUGCCAUAGGUAGUCAGAUGACAAAGAAAGCCUCAGCCAUAUCCAUCAAACUUGGCUCAAGUAAACCUAAGGAAACCGUUCCAACUCUUGCUCCAAAAACCCUUUCAGUAGCAGCAGCUUUUAAUGAAGAUGAAGAUAGUGAACCAGAGGAAAUGCCUCCAGAAGCAAAGAUGAGGAUGAAAAAUAUUGGAAGGGAUACACCAACAUCAGCAGGACCAAAUUCCUUCAAUAAAGGAAAGCAUGGGUUUUCUGAUAACCAGAAGCUAUGGGAGCGAAAUAUAAAAUCUCAUCUUGGAAAUGUCCAUGACCAAGACAAUUAAAUGAUGUGUUUUGAAAUUGGGGUAUGGGGUGGGUGUAAAGUUAAAAGGAACAGUUUCCUUUUUUAAAGAAUGGUAUAAGACUAUCUUUGGAGCCGCCUUUUUUUUUCUUUUUCUUUUUUUAAAGAUUGAGUGGUACACUAAUAAAUGAGAAUUUGAAAUUAAAGGUAAUUUAUGUUUUAUAUACAGAUUUCAAGACAUUUGCUAAUUUUGUAGUUUCAUGUGAUUAGUUUCCGAAGGUUAUAGAUGAUUAAAAAAAUCAGAAAUGGUACCUUUCUAAGAAUUGCAUAUUUUUUUAGACACAACUACUAGCACAUUAAGAGGGAAGCAAAAAGUUGUCUAUUUAAACUGUAGGCAGUUACUCUCUAACUUAACUCCCUUGUUAACCUAAAGUCUGGCUCCCAGGAACAGCCUUAUAGAGAAGGGAGUAUUGUAUUGGGAGGAAAAUGUUGCUGGACUAUUGACUGAGAAAGUAAAUUAGAUAAAAAUGAAAAUACAGCUUUUUUUUUUUCCUAAUGGGCAUUUGUUUUGUUUCGAAUCAUCAUAAACUAGUUAUUGCAUUGCUAUCAGUGGAUACAGAUGCUUAGCUCUUUAAAAAGAACAUUUUAAAAUUUUAUGUAAACUGUUGAGUAUUUAAAAUAGCCCACUUCACUUUAGAGGGUCUUGUCUACCUUUGAUAGUCUUCAAAGAACAACCAUUCGCUACCAAAGUAAAUCAGUAUUUUGAAUGUGCUUCUCUUGAUUUUUGUUAUUAGCUAGUUCCUGUAAGCAUUUCCACCAGAUCUUCAGGCAAAUCAUAAGGAAGCUGUUUCUUUUAAAAUAACAAACCACCACCAAAAAUUUAAAUGUACAUAAUAGUUAAAUAUUUGGCUGUUCUUAUUUUUUAAAGGAUAUAAACACCAAAAAAAAAGGCAACAUUGUAUGAAGAUGGAAAAUAAGAAAGAUGCACUUUCUGUAACUUUAUCAAAAGCAUUUUAUGUUACUAACUUGUGAAAUCCAAUUUGAUUUGAACUUAUUACAGGAAUUCUUAUUUAGCACAAUAAUAUGGUUUCUUUUAACUGUACACAUAUUAACCAGUGGCCUCUCAAAAGCACAUUUUAGAUACUGAAAAUAAAAGGAAAGAAAAUGCAUCUUUAAACAUAUUUUAUGGAAUCUUUGACCACAUAUACUUUGUUAAUCUUUGUGUUGUAGGAUUGUGUUUAUUUUGUAUUUUUGUAUAUGAAUUCUUUUUUUAAUGUGACAGUUAAACACAUCUUUAAAAGCAUAGUCACACAUAAAAGAAACAUAUAGUAUAAUGAUUUCCUUGAAAACUCUUACAAUGUUAGAUUUGGAGGCAGCUUCAGACUGUUUAAUUGGUGAUAACUACUCGCUGAGCUCUUUUAAUAGGUAAUAACUCCAGAGAAGCAGCCUGUAUAUAUUCCUAAUACUUUGUUCACUUGCAUUUGAGUUUAGAGUAAGCCCCAAGUAAAACAAUGGAAAUGUAUAUAGAACGAUUAGUUCUUACUUACAUGGUUUAAUUAUAUCAAGAUACAUGAAUUUAACUUGCUUUAACGUAGGCAAACUUCCCAUUUUUGUUCAUUUUAAUGUUUAUGUUGAAAUAAUAUCCCAAAACGACUGAGAUGAAUGUCUUUACUAAAAUACCAAUAAAUUUGUCAAACUCUAUCAGUGUUCUUA
Molecule: messenger RNA, 2297 nt
Organism: Balaenoptera musculus (blue whale)
Lineage: Eukaryota; Metazoa; Chordata; Mammalia; Artiodactyla; Balaenopteridae
Gene: PCNP
Product: PEST proteolytic signal containing nuclear protein
Exons: 5
Coding region: 28-627 (199 amino acids)
Biological process (GO): proteasome-mediated ubiquitin-dependent protein catabolic process; protein ubiquitination
Cellular component (GO): nucleus
Source: RefSeq, a predicted model, not a curated record